AUGGCUUCCGAGCACCAAAUGCCAGCCUCCAAGCAGCAGCAAGCCAGCUCCAAGAUUGCCAUCUUUGAGCAGGAGAACUUCCAGGGCCGCUGCCAUGAGCUCAGUGGCGCCUGCCCCAACCUGAAGGAAGCCGGCGUGGACAAAGUGGGCUCCAUCCUGGUGCACUCCGGACCCUGGGUGGGCUACGAGCAGGCAAGCUGCAAAGGGGAGCAGUUUGUGUUUGAGAAGGGGGAGUACCCCCGCUGGGACUCCUGGACCAACAGCCGGAGAAGCGACAGCAUCACUUCCCUGAGACCCAUCAAAGUGGACAGCCAGGAGCACAAGAUCGUGCUGUACGAGAACCCCAGCUUCACCGGCAAGAAGAUCGAGAUCAUCGAUGACGACGUGCCCAGCUUCCACGCUCACGGCUACCAGGAGAAGGUCUCAUCCGUGCGGGUGCAGAGCGGCACGUGGGUGGGAUACCAGUACCCCGGCUACAGGGGCUACCAGUACCUGUUUGAGAAGGGCGACUACAAGGACAGCGCGGACUUCGGCGCCCAGCACCCCCAGAUCCAGUCCGUCAGGCGCAUCCGGGACAUGCAGUGGCACCAGCGCGGUGCUUAUCACCCCAGCAACUAG
Colius striatus (speckled mousebird) is the source of this 618-nucleotide messenger RNA. RefSeq names its product crystallin beta B2 (gene CRYBB2). The transcript is spliced from 5 exons. Gene Ontology annotation, molecular function: structural constituent of eye lens. Gene Ontology annotation, biological process: lens development in camera-type eye; visual perception. Bases 1 to 618 code for a protein of 205 amino acids. The record is from RefSeq and is a predicted model, not a curated record. NCBI's taxonomy places the organism in Eukaryota, Metazoa, Chordata, Aves, Coliiformes, Coliidae.